Pseudogymnoascus destructans is the source of this 1072-nucleotide messenger RNA. RefSeq lists its product as uncharacterized. Bases 344 to 526 code for a protein of 60 amino acids. The transcript is spliced from 2 exons. Lineage: Eukaryota; Fungi; Ascomycota; Leotiomycetes; Thelebolales; Thelebolaceae. The record is from RefSeq and is a predicted model, not a curated record.
AUAAAAACCCUCUUUUGAACCUUCCAGCCCAAUACAUCUUGCUGCCUCGCCGGAUUUGAUUUUCUUCAUCUCUUUCUCUCACCGCAUCCACUUCAAUCUGGCCCAUUCCAGCCCAAUAGGACCGUGUCCCCUGGCACCUCAAUACCAGCCCAAACCAAUCCGAAUGAGUCGAUAGUAAUCUCAACGACCUGCAGUCCCGCCAGGCUAAGGCUAGAAGAACCAAUGACACCCCCACUACCCCUUUCGUCGAUCUGACAGCCACAAAUCCCUGAUCAAAGAACUCAACCUCACCCCCCGCAGUCUUCGGAUCGUCGCCUGAGCUCUACCAUUGACCUCGCUACAAAUGCUAUAUCUGCGUCUAGCCCGCCGCGCGACGGAUGGCCGCGAGACGGAUGGCCGCGAGACGGAUGGCCGCGAGACGGAUGGCCGCGAGACGGAUGGCCGCGAUGAAGGCUUUGGCUUUGGAGCAUGGGUGGUUUUCGAACGCCGGAAGGUGAGAAAGGGGUAUUAUAAAAUCACUGCUUGAAUUAUACAAAGCCUAACCUAUCUAUAACCCAUAUACCACAUCACAUCCGCCAAAGCUAAUGACAUCCGCCAAAGCUAAUGGUACAUCUCAUCAUAACCCUACAACCUUCUCGAAUCCAACCGCUGCACCAGAUCCACAUACAUGUCGCGCAACAACUCAAACAUCCCCGCCAACCUGACAAUCUCCUCGUCGGCUAGGUGUGCAGGAUAUCUGCGAGAUGAAGGGCCCAGAUGAGCUGACUGUAAAGCCGUCGCUUGCGUGACGCGUGCCGGAUUUUGCGUGGUAGUUGGAGGCGUAGGUUCGUGGCUGCUGCCGGAUUCCUGCUGUCCGGCUGCUUGGUCAGGUGGUGUCGGGAAGCGGAAUCUUGCAGGUCGGCCGUCGGGGUAGAAAUAGUUGCUCUCUGGGAUUUCAGGUAAGGUGGAGAUGGGUUGGUGGGUUGCCUGGCGGUCGCUGUGGGGGUAUGAGUUUUGAGGAUGCGGCGGGAUAAAGGGGGUGUUGUAGUGCGUGAAUUGGGGGUGGGGUGCUGGGGAGGGUGUUGGUAAUGGA